AAAGGGGCUGAAGCGCGAGCCGUAAGACUCGGUGCACGGACACGGACAGCUGUGUGCGCGCGCGCGAUGAGAACCACCGUCCCGGGGUUUAAACGGUAAUGUUUAAGCGUCCUUCAAAUUCACUGGAUUUUAUUUAUUUGAGAGAGACUAAAAGGAUUUUCUUCCUGAAUAAGAGACAGAACACCGCUUGGAAGAUUUUGGGCAAGUUUAACGCAAAGCAGCGUUACAUUAAUGAGCUCGGGGCAGCAGAGGUCUUACAGAAAAGCAGCACACCUCUGAAAGAACAAGUAACGAGAGAGGAAGAGAGAGAGAGAGAGAGAGAGAGAGAGAGACGGUAGUAAGAGGGAGAGAGGAACAGAUUCAUAUAUCCUGGGCUGAGUGUCAGCAGCACCAUGAAGCCCUUCCUCCGUCUGCUGCUACCCUUGCUCCUCUAUCUCCAGUUGGCAUCCUGGGCAUUGUCCAGUGACUGUCCAAAAGACUGUUCCUGUUCAAGUCCAGAAUCCAUUUUCUGUUAUACACGCCAGGCCACAAGCAUGCCUUCUGACGUGCCUGCAUCAACAAAAAACCUGUAUGUCUUCAAGAAUGGUAUUGAGACCAUAGACCAGGAAGAUUUUAUUGGGUUGGAGAGCCUAGAGAUGCUGGACCUAAGUCAGAACAAGCUGAAAGAACUACCAGAUCGUGUGUUUGAGCCACUAUCUUCCCUACGUAACAUCGACCUUUCAUCUAACCAAAUCACCCAUAUUUCUCAGGAGAGUUUUGCUGGGCUGGAGUUGCUGGAAAGGCUGUAUCUUCACACCAAUGGCAUUAAGAGCAUACAUCCUGCAGCUUUUGAUGGUCUGGAGCAGUUACUUGAGUUAAAGCUGUACAGAAAUGAGCUGACAACUAUACCUGCUCUUAAAAUGCCCCAUCUGCUUCUGCUGGAUCUGCGGUUCAAUAAAAUCCCUUCACCAGGGCCAACUGACCUUCAGACACCCAAAUUAGAGUCACUUAAGUUGGGUGGAUUAGGGCUGAGCACUCUGAAUCAGGAACUCUUGGGUAGCUUCAAGAACCUUCACGAGCUGGAUAUUUCAAACAAUCGACUGAAAGUUUUUCCUCGAGUGCUGUGGAAGGCAAAGGGUUUAGUCAGACUCAGCUUAGCUGGCAAUCCUGUAGGUCCUUUAAAGUGGGAACAUUUUGAGAACCUGAAUGAGCUGCAGGAGUUGGACAUCAGUAACCUCAGUCUGCAGAGCUUGCCUGAUAACAUGACCCUGCUCUUCCCUCACAUGGAAAAACUUACUGUUGCAGAGAAUCCCUUUAACUGCCUCUGCACACUUGCCUGGUUUCCCAACUGGCUGCGUAACAAACAGAUAUUGCUGGGAAGGACAGAGGAGACCCGCUGUCAUUUUCCACCCCGAAAUGCAGGAAAGGUGUUGGAAAGACUAGGACAUCAUGACUUUGGAUGCCCUGCAAGGACUACUAUCAGUCCAGCUAAAACCACCACAACUCUGGCCCCACCUCCGAUCACCACUUUGCAUAGCACAACACAUGCAAUUCCCCCUCUUAAGCCUAGCGAUGAGCCUUCUUCAGAGACAGACAAUCAUCCUCUCCCUCCAGUCCCAGCUUCCCCAAGCAGCAGUACAGAUUCAGAUCUGAAUGUAAAUUUUUGUCCAUCCAGCAUCUGUCUAAAUGGAGGCACAUGUUGGCUAGAUCAUCAGGGUUAUUUUGGGUGCACUUGUCCACGUGGGGCUUCAGGAAAAUAUUGUGAGAAUAAGGAGGUUUUGGCUCUACCUGAAAAUGUCUCUACAGCAACAGUCAGUGGGAUGUCUGAAAUCUUUGCAACAAAGGUAACAAGCUCAUCAAUACUGCUAGACCUUUAUCGCUACAUUGAGAGGCGUCCAUAUAUCCGUGGUGUCAAACUAACUUAUAAAAACCUCUCAGGAUCAGAUAAACGUCCAAUGCAACUCAACAUUCCACCCUUUUACGCAGAGUACACAAUACGUGGACUGCUUCCAAAUUCCACAUAUUUCAUCUGUGCCAGUCCACUGGAUGAGCCCAGCGAUGUAGACAGUGUAUGCACAGAGGCUCAGACAUUAAACCAGCAGUACACCAGUGCACAUGUAGAAGAACCACAGCUUACAACAAUGCUUGUGCCAUCAUUGGCUAUCCUUCUCCUGUUAGUGCUGGUGGCAGUUGCUGUUGGUGUAGCUUGGUACAUGUACAGAAAAAAACGAACACAAUUACACCUGUAUUGUGACCCUUCCCAAUUGGAAUUGGAGGGAGUUAAAGUAGGUAUGGACAAUGGAGCCCUGCCCCAAAAGCAGCCUGAUAUAAUGUCAUCUCAGUCAGCAGUGCAGAAAGAUUACUUGGACUAUGAGAUGCCACUCAUACAAGAUUGCUGUGUUGCAAACAACAUGAACACUGUAAAGCCAUCCUGAGAUUGCUAUUUGGAGCUACUUAAAGGCAAAGGAAAAUAAAGCUUGAACACUAUUACCUUGUCAUCACUGUUUCAGCAAAAGAAACAAAAGACAAAUAUAUGAGAAAUGCUGCCUGUUUAAGCGACUUCAGUCAAAACCAACGGUAUUUUUGGCAAAAAUGUAGCACAAAAAUUGAUGGUUGAACCAUCAAGGCAUUAAUUUGCUGAGUAGCCCACAUGUGGAACUCAGGAGCAUUUGUGCUUGGAGAACAAUGUCGAACAGUUGUGUCUGAAAAUGAAGAUGAGGACUUCUUUAGUUACUUAAAGACUGAAAAUUGUGUUGCUUUUAACUGUGGCACAGGAAGUCAACACUUUUACACAUAUUUAUGUAUAUUACUGAUUGUAAUAUAUGUGUGUUUUUGAUAUAUAAAUACAAGUUCUACUUUACCUCUUGUGACUAUGAUGCAGACAACAAAAUCCCAAAAUCUCAGAAGAUAUAAACAUGCUUGUUCCAACAAGACAAUCAAUAUCAACAAAGACAGACAGUCUAAGUAGCUAAAAGAUGAGAAAUGACAUGAAAUUACUAAAGCUCCUCUUAGUGGAUUUCCAGAAACAGGGGUUACUAAAUUUAGAAAGUUAAAUCCUCAUUUAUUUUAUUCUCUACAUCAGACAGGUGUAAACAUUUUCAAAUAUAUUUAUACCUUUCAUCCAACUACACUAAUGAGUAAGCAGUAACAUCCUCUGUACCAUAACCAAUAGAGACAAGAGUUUCCUUUAUCUCACAUAAUCACGAAAGAUCCUACUGUAACAUACAUUUCAAAUGUCUGUAUGUUUGCAUACAGAUAUUCUAGUGAGUACAGUUUCUUUACUGAUAUUUAAUAAGGUAAAAAAGGGAAAUUAGCUGAGUAAUUCUAUGAUUGUGGAGUCAUUCAAAUCUCGCUGAUGUUACAUUUACAGAGAUGUAUAUAAGUAAUGGUAAAAUGCAUUUUUAACACAGGCAAAGCAGUACAACACUUUCCACUUCAAAAUCUAAUCAUUAAGUACUUCGGAGAUCAUAUUAUGUUUGCAUUAAUGUGUGAAUCCAUUUAACAUCUUGUGCUUGAGCCAUUUUCACGAGUCACCCAUUAAAGGUUAUGCAAAGUUUUGUGUUCACUCAGUCCUGUUAACACCUUCACCCUUAUGUCAUUAGCAUGGAUUCAAGUUAACAAAAUUUGGCCUAUUUGCUAAUUCUAUGCUAACUCCCCACCACCCACCCACCCACAACUCUUGUAUUUAUUCCAGCAACCAAAUAUAAAAUUGACCUAGUAGACUGAGAUUGGUUAACACUUAUUGAAAGGAUAAAUGCAUGUUUCCGUAGUGCCAAUGUAAACAAUAUCUAUUUUUGAGGGUUACAACAAAAUAAAUAAAUAAGAAAUGUAAAUGGCAACACAACUGUUAAAUCAUUAGCAAAGCAUUUUGCUGACACACCUGCCCAAGCACAAAAACCACCAAAAUAUCCAGAUCUAAUUUUAAUCUAAUUGAUUAAUUCUAGUUGAAUGAGACUGGAGAUUCAAAAUGCAAAGACACUAUAGAGCCAUAUAAUCUCAUAUUAAAACUACAUUCAACCAAAAAUAGUAGAAGGGCAGAUGUGUUGAUUUGCUGGCUUGCCUCAGUGAGGAACUUGGCCAGAUUAAACAUUGGAUGGAUGGAUAGAUGGAUGAAUAUGCCAUUUAAAGUUAUGCUGGUCAAUGCGUAUAAACGUCUAAACUGGAAAACAAGUGUGAACAGUAUGAAGCAUUGAAAAUAUUUCUCUAUAUUUUCAAUAUGCAUGUUUAUGUUUUUCCCUAUUUUUGGGGAAGCUCUUUAUUUGUGUACUGUUUUUUUUUAAGUUGUAUAUAUUUGUACAGUAGCAUUGUGUAAAAUAAAUUGCAGAUAAAUACCAAUAAAAAUCUCUA
Molecule: messenger RNA, 4326 nt
Organism: Hemibagrus wyckioides
Lineage: Eukaryota; Metazoa; Chordata; Actinopteri; Siluriformes; Bagridae
Gene: vasnb
Product: vasorin b
Exons: 3
Coding region: 393-2414 (673 amino acids)
Molecular function (GO): protein binding
Source: RefSeq, a predicted model, not a curated record